GGGAGGCGGGGGAGGUGUGGAGAUGGCGCUCUGCAGCCGGGUAGAGGGAGGGAACCGGCGCCGGGGACAUGAAACCGCAGAGGCCGGGCGAGUUGGAGAGUGAGGCACCCCGGGCUGUGCUGGCGCAGGCGGCUGGGGACAGGAACAGGUGACCCGGCUGCCUUGAGCUACUCGCACCCCAGUGAAAGAAACGCAGGCACCCACCGGCUCUGCCUGGCCUGGUAACUGACUAGCUCCCUGCGGGGCUAGGGCUCGCUCCCCGGCAGAGCCCUGGGAGGGGUGCCCACCUCCCACCCCGCAUCCCCAGCGGGGCCCCUCCCAUGCGCUGGCGGCCUCGGGGCCGGGGGCUCCGGGCUAAAUGACCGUGGACUGCAGCAUGAGCAGUGGAUACUGCAGCCUGGACGAGGAGCUGGAAGAUUGCUUCUUCACGGCUAAGACCACCUUUUUCAGGAAUGCGCAGAGCAAACAUCCUUCAAAGAAUGUCUGUAAACCUGUGGAGGAGACGCGGCGCCCGCCCACACUGCAGGAGAUCAAGCAGAAGAUUGACAGCUACAACACACGGGAGAAGAACUGUCUGGGCAUGAAGCUGAGUGAAGAUGGCACCUACACAGGUUUCAUCAAAGUGCAUUUGAAACUGCGGCGGCCGGUGACCGUGCCUGCUGGGAUCCGGCCCCAGUCCAUCUAUGACGCCAUCAAGGAGGUGAACCUGGCAGCCACCACAGACAAGCGGACGUCCUUCUACCUGCCACUCGAUGCCAUCAAACAGCUCCACAUCAGCAGCACCACCACGGUCAGUGAGGUCAUCCAGGGGCUGCUCAAGAAGUUCAUGGUCGUGGACAAUCCCCAGAAGUUUGCACUUUUUAAGCGGAUCCACAAGGACGGACAAGUGCUCUUCCAGAAACUCUCCAUUGCUGACUGCCCCCUCUACCUGCGCCUCCUGGCCGGGCCUGACCCUGAGGUCCUCAGCUUUGUGCUAAAGGAGAAUGAAACUGGAGAGGUGGAGUGGGACGCCUUCUCCAUCCCUGAACUCCAGAACUUCCUAACAAUCCUGGAAAAAGAAGAGCAGGACAAAAUCCAACAAGUACAGAAGAAGUAUGACAAGUUUAGGCAGAAACUAGAGGAGGCCUUAAGAGAAUCCCAGGGCAAACCUGGGUAACCGGUCCUGCUUCCUCUCCUCCCAAUGUGCUCAGAUUUAUUGUUAUUAUUAUUAUUUUGCAAUAGACACUUUUUCUCAGGACACCUCUGGCGGGUGCGUCUGUGCUCACCCAGCUGUGGCACAGAGUCUCCUCCAUGGACAAGUGUUUGUGCAGGGGUUCAUUCCUGCCCGCCCCCACGCUGUGCCCCACCACAGACUCUGCCAAGGAUCAGAACUCGUGUGAAAUGAACAGCCUCUCUCAGUCUGCAAGCCUUUCACAAACCAAAUAGUUGCCUCUCGUCACCCAGCUGGAACCUCUCACACCAGCCGGCAAAGGAAGGAAGAAAAGUUUUAGAGUGCUACGUUCUUUCUCUGGCUUUGAUUCUUCUUCAGUUUCUCUUAUUUGCCACCCACAACACCUUUAUUUAUGAGUGAAAAGUUGUAGCAUAUUCCUUCAGUAGGUCUGAGCUAAGCCCCUGAAGGCAGGAUAAUGCUCAUAAAAGGACUGUCUCCACUGCCCCACAGUGCCCGCUGCUCAUGCUUAAGGGAGAGUUCGUAAAGCCACUGGCCCCGAUGCUCAGGGUAAGGUGCACCAGAGCCAAGGUGGGCUCAAAGAUUUCCAGAGAAGCUGCAGCCUGCCAGGGCCAUUGCCCUUAUGGCCCAAGAGACCGUGCACGUAUCAACCCAAAGGCAUAUAUCUGCGUGCAUGUGGUACUUUGUCACAUCUUUGUCAGCAGACUUUCUAAGUUACAAAUUUGAAUUUGAUAUCACCACCCUCGACAUGUGUUUCCACCAAGGGAAACCAGCCAUGUGCCAUUUAAAAAGUCUCCUGCUGAGUACAGAAAUCAGGCAGAUGGAGAAAGCCAAAAAGUGAUGCAGAGAAACACUUCCCAGCUAUCUUCAGCCUUCCCCCAACUAGAGAGCAGAGGAGGGCCUGGGCUGCCUGGGUUCCCCCCUCGGUCUCCAGCACUGCCUCCCUCUUCCCACUGGGACUCUGGAAUCUUCAGGUGCUGCCCAAGGAGUUGCCUUGAUUACAGAGGGGGGAUCCUCCAACUCGGUCAACUUGGAGUCCUUUCUGUUCUGAAGCACCGGCCAGCUGCUCAUGCACUCGCUCCAUGAGCCCAUGGGCUUGGCCUCCCUGUUGACCUCAGUGCCUUUUUGUUUUCAGAGAGAGAUAGGAGCAGAGCAUGGUUUGCCUGAAGCCCUGCCACUGGCUCGCGCCUGCUGUGAAGUGGACAACAGCAGUGUGGGAGACAGUGCCAGGGAAGCCCUCACUCCUUGUGUGGGUGAGGGCCACAGACCUCCUUCCCAUCUGGGUGAUGAGUGUUGACUUCCAAGAAGUGACAGCAGACCAUGAUGACAGGGAGGAUCAGAUUCCUGACUCUACAUUUGUACUGGCUUCUUGUUUAGGUUGAAUCUGAAAAAUCAAUUAGCCAAACAAUCCCAGCAAGUAGCCAGGACUGCAAAGACACUCCAGUGCAGAGGGAGAAGGACUUGUCAUUUUCAAAGCAGAGCUGGUUUCCCAAUCUAGCCUCUGAGAAACCAUUUCUUUGCUGUCCUCUGCCUUCCCAAGUCCCUCUUGGGUUGGUUCGAGCCCAGGCUUCUUCAUGUAGCCUCAGAAGUUCCCUCCCUGACCCAGGCUGAGUCCACACUGUCCCUGAUCCCAGAAGGAAUGCUGACCCCUUGUCCUAUGAACUGUGCGUAGUCUUCAGAGCUGCAAAAGCAACAUAAGCUCGCAACUCUGAGAUUUUUUUAAACCCCCAAAAUUGUGGUUAUUUGCCAUCUCAUGCUCAGCCUUAUCACUCCCCUCCUUAAAAACUCUCUUCCCCUGCUGUAUAUCAAAGGGAGCAGGUAGAGAGUCAUUUUCCUUCGUCCUGCAUGUCUCUAACGUUAAUAGAAGGCAUGGCUCCCGCUGCAACCGCUGUGAAUGCUGCUGAGAAUCGCCCUCUAUGGGGAUGGCUAUUUUAUUUUUGAGAAGGAAAAAACAAGUCAUAUAUAUAUAUAUGUGUGUGUGUGUGUGUGUGUGUGUGUG
This is a messenger RNA of Carlito syrichta (Philippine tarsier), 3167 nucleotides long. It is a transcript of the gene RASSF5, whose product is annotated as Ras association domain family member 5. The record is from RefSeq and is a predicted model, not a curated record. The coding region runs from base 359 to 1156 and encodes 265 amino acids. NCBI's taxonomy places the organism in Eukaryota, Metazoa, Chordata, Mammalia, Primates, Tarsiidae. Gene Ontology annotation, biological process: signal transduction. Gene Ontology annotation, cellular component: nucleus. The transcript is spliced from 5 exons.